AUGAAGGGCGACUAUGCUGUGUCGCGGAGUUUUGACGAAGUCACGGCGGGGCAUUGUCAGGAGCACGAGACGCUAGUCGAUCAAGAGUUAGUCGAUCAAGAGUUAGGGCAUGACGCUCCUGCUGUCUGGACUUCGCAACAGUCGAGCUCUCUCAACCAAGAUCACCUUCACCGAGCAACAGCCUCCUCCACCAGCGGACCGUCCUCACCACAGUCGUCAAUAGCGCUCACCAUUGACUCCGAAGCUUACGACUCCGAUUCGGACUUUGAGGUAAUUGAAGAGUGCGACAUUGCGGAGGGAGACUGGCAAGGCUUCCACAACAUGGACCACGCAGAGGCCAGCAGCAGUAACGACCACAACAACCCAGAUUGGGAACAGGCUGGCCACGAUGCGACAGUGCAGGAUCUGGCGGGACCAGGUGCACAUGGACGACUUGAAUGUACUGUGAGUAGUCCUCAGAAGGAGGGUCAGGGCACCCAAAAUGCAUAUGUUUCCUACCUCGUCACGGCCGAUACAGACUUCAAGUCGUUCCAGUCAUCACACACCAGCGUACGACGGCGAUUCACCGACUUUGUAUUCCUCUAUCGAACCCUUGCCAAGGAGUAUCCGCAAUGCGCGGUGCCGCCGCUCCCAGACAAACACAGCAUGAUGUACGUGCGAGGGGACAGAUUUGGACCAGACUUCAUUGCACGGCGAUCCUUCUCGCUGGGGAGAUUCCUCAAGCGUCUAACACUACAUCCGGUGCUGAGGCGAGCCACAAUUCUCACACUAUUCCUGGAGUCAAGCGACUGGAAUGCGACAAUGAAGAGCCGGCCCAACCGGGGCAUGAGCGGUAGUGAAGGGGGUAAUAGCUCGGUACUUGAAAGCUGGACAGACAGUUUCUUGAACGCGUUUACAAAACCGCACAAGACGGACAAGCGCUUUCAGGAUGUCAACGACCGGGCUGGAAAGUUAGACGAUGACCUCUUGACGGUCAGCAAGACUGUCGCCAGAGUCGCAAAGAGGGAGGGUGAUCUCGAAUCCGAUUACGCAGAUCUUGCUGUCCAGUUUCAAAAGCUGGCAGCACUGGAACCAGGCGUUCAAGACGAGCUGACCAGGUUUGCUGCGAGCGUGCAGAGCACCAGCGAAGGCUGGAAAUUAAUCAAAGAACACACAGAUCAGGAUUAUCUUGGCUCUCUGAAAGAUAUGGAAGCAUACAUCACUUCCGUCAAGUCGCUCCUCAAAACUAGGGAGCAAAAACAACUCGACUUUGAAGGCUUGACGGACUAUCUUACAAAGGCAGCCCAGGAACGCGACACCCUCGCAAGCCAUGGAUCUGUCGGCGYAUCUGGCUUUCUCCGACAGAAGAUCGAAGACGUCCGCGGUGUAGAUCACGAGCAGUCACGCAGGGAGCGACAGAGAAAGCUGGAGGUGCAGAUCAGUCGUCUUACCACCGAAGUUGAGAAUGCAAAGAAGACGAGUGAGGCGUUCGAUGAGGAGGUCGUCAAGGAAAUCUCAGACUUCGAACGAAUAAAAGCGGCAGAGUUCCGAGACGCACUGGGAGGGCUAGCGAGUGCAAACAUUGACUUCUUCAAGGGGAAUAUAGCUGUCUGGGAGAGAUUUGUGGAGGAGGAAGAGAGACGGCAGGCAGAAGUGCGCGAGAGCAGAACAUGA
Molecule: messenger RNA, 1653 nt
Organism: Ramularia collo-cygni
Lineage: Eukaryota; Fungi; Ascomycota; Dothideomycetes; Mycosphaerellales; Mycosphaerellaceae
Product: related to sorting nexin 4
Exons: 1
Coding region: 1-1653 (550 amino acids)
Biological process (GO): cytoplasm to vacuole targeting by the Cvt pathway; autophagy
Cellular component (GO): phagophore assembly site
Molecular function (GO): phosphatidylinositol binding
Source: RefSeq, a predicted model, not a curated record